Messenger RNA from Syzygium oleosum, 990 nucleotides. RefSeq lists its product as uncharacterized. The transcript has 5 exons. Lineage: Eukaryota; Viridiplantae; Streptophyta; Magnoliopsida; Myrtales; Myrtaceae. The coding region runs from base 254 to 844 and encodes 196 amino acids. The record is from RefSeq and is a predicted model, not a curated record.
AGCAAAUCUGGGGGGUCAAAAUGGGCAUUUCGGGAUGAGCCCCGGAACGCAAUCAAAUUGUCUCCUCGUUCUUUGACAAGUUCAAGCUUCUCCCCUCUCCUCCGCUCGCACUGAGCAGCCAGCGGCAACGCCAAACCUCCGCCAACCUCAAGGUCGCCGGAGAAUCUGUCCCGCGUUGUCUGGAGCGUUCAACCUGCUGCUCCGACGAGGAUUCCGACGCCGGACAGAGAAAGACGGGCGGGGCGUGCGAGAAAUGCUAGCCAGAAGGGUAGUUUCCGUCGCCAAGGAUACCCCGAAAUCGCUGUACUCCAGUUCUGCGCAGCCUUCGAAUGAGGGCAAAAGCGGUUUCGCUCGAAAGGCCGUGUCGUUCGUGCUGAUCACGGUGACGGGCGGUGUCGCUCUGAGCGCUCUCGACGAUCUUGCUAUCUAUAAUGCCUGUAGCAGUAAGGCCCUGGAUAAAGCAAGUAAGAACAAGGCAAUCGUAGAUGCCCUUGGGGAACCGAUUAAGAAGGGUCCCUGGUACAAUGCAUCUCUAGCAGUUGCUCACCAGAGGCAUUCUGUUUCUUGCACAUUUCCUGUAUCCGGUCCACAAGGCAAUGGAAUCUUCCAAUUGAAAGCAGUCAGAAAUGGAGAAGACACGUGGUUGUCCUUUCUGCGUCCUCGGGAUUGGGAAAUUUUAGCCAUGGAGGCACUCCUCCAUGUUCCUGAAAAUGAAGAGAAGCAGCGGACUUUUCGUAUAAGUCUGUCGGGUGAUUUUCGUCCUCCGGGUUGUGAGGCAUGCACGAGCUGCUCAUCCUCAGAACAGAAGCAUGGAGAAACGCAAAAGUCAUCUGCUAGCGCUUGAGAUUGUCGGUUUUGUAUGCGUCCCUUCAUAACUCUUUGGGAGGCUUUUGUUUUGCAAAUCGCGAUGGAUCGAUUUGUGUUACAUAAUUCAUUUUGGCAACUCUGAGAUUUGAUGCAAUAAUUUUGGCUGAAGCGAUCAGAUCGUGA